UCGGCUCCGGGAAGGGCGCGGAGCCUCCGCCGCCGGGAUGCGGCCGCCCGCGCUGCUGGCGCUGUUCAGCUGCUCCGCGGCUUUUGCUUUGGUGUCUGAAGAGAUAAAAGAAAAGGUCACGCCUUCUCAGGAUUUGAGGCAAAGUGGUCUACCAAGGAGACAUGACAUAGACUUAAAAGAAAUUGUGUUUGUCAUCCAGAGUCAAAGUAAUUCUUUUCACGCCAGGAGAGCAGAACAGUUGAAAAGAAACAUCUUAAAGCAGGCUGCAAAUCUGACACAGGAUCUCCCCAGAGUCCUCCUUCUCCAUCAGUUGGCGAAGCAGGAAGGUGCUUGGACCAUCCUUCCCUUGUUACCACACUUCUCUGUAACGUACAGCAAGAACUCAGCGUGGAUUUUCUUCUGUGAAGAAGAGACGAGAAUACAGAUCCCCAGACUCCUCCAGACCCUUAGACGAUAUGACCCAUCUAAGGAAUGGUUUUUAGGAAAAGCACUGUACGAUGAAGAAUCAACAAUUAUCCACCAUUACGCCUUCUCUGAGAACCCAACAGUCUUUAAGUAUCCCGACUUCGCUGCUGGCUGGGCUCUUAGCAUGCCGCUUGUGAAUAAGCUUAACAAGAGAUUGAAGAGCGAGCCGCUGAAGUCUGACUUCACAAUUGAUUUAAAGCACGAGAUUGCCCUCUACAUCUGGGACAAAGGUGGAGGACCGGCCCUCACCCCUGUGCCUGAGUUUUGUACGGAAGACGUGGACCCCCGUUGUGUCACCACGUUCUAUUCUUUCCUGCCGCUCUGUGGAAUACCAGUAAAGAAGGAGGAGAUUUUUGUUGCAGUCAAAACAUGCAAGAAAUUUCAUGCUGACAGAAUACCCAUUGUAAAGAAGACAUGGGCGGCACAGGCCAGCCUUAUCGAAUACUACAGUGACUAUGCAGAAACCGCCAUCCCUACCGUGGAUUUGGGAAUUCCCAAUACGGACAGGGGUCAUUGUGGAAAAACCUUUGCCAUUUUGGAAAAAUUUCUGAAUCACAGCCACAACAAAAUCGCAUGGUUAGUCAUUGUGGACGAUGACACAUUAAUCAGCAUCUCCAGGCUCCGACGCUUGCUUAGCUGCUAUGACUCCAGCGACCCGGUUUUUCUGGGUGAACGGUAUGGCUAUGGCCUGGGUACAGGUGGCUACAGCUACAUCACAGGAGGAGGCGGCAUGGUCUUCAGCAGGGAAGCCAUCCGGAGACUUCUCGUGAGCAACUGCCGAUGUUACAGCAAUGAUGCUCCGGACGACAUGGUCUUGGGCAUGUGCUUCAGUGGCUUGGGAAUCCCCGUGACACACAGCCCCCUCUUCCAUCAGGCUCGGCCGGUAGAUUACCCCAAGGACUACCUCUCCCAUCAGAUUCCAGUAUCAUUUCACAAACACUGGCACAUUGACCCGGUAAAGGUGUAUCUCACGUGGCUGGCACCUGGUGAGGAAGACCAAGCCACGCAGGAGACACAGAAGGAGCCAAGAGAAGAAUUGUAGACCAGAGUCUGGGACACAUGGACACAACAAGAGAUUCACCCCAUCUGUGGAGCUGUGAUCCAGAUGCUCGUGUAUGCCAUGUGAAAUGGACACUCCCAGCCCUCACAGAAAUGUAUUUUUUGGAUGGGGUAGACUCGUAAGGGAAACUGGGGAAAAUCGCUUGUUUUGACUGAUGUCGUAAUUGUAAGACAGCAAUUACUGUGCCUAUUUUAGCCCACCACAGGCUGUGACACAACAGCUUUUGGACUGUCAGAGGAAAUAAAUGGCACCUGAAGUCCUUUUCUGUUUUUUUUUUUUUCAUUGUAACAGGGACUCUAGUACAAGAACAUGAUUGGCUAUCAUUCCACAUAAACAUUGAGUCUUUUGACAUGGAUAUUGCCAAAGGAAUGAACUGUUAAACCAGUGGUUCUCAAUCUGUGGGUCGCGACCCCUGGGAACAGCAGUGGUCACAUGUCAGGUACCCUGCAUAUUAGUUAUUUACAUUGCGAUUCAUAAAAUGUAGAAAAAAAAUACAGUUAUGAAGUAGCAGGGAAAUAGUUUUAUGGUUGUGGGUUACCACAACACGAACUGUAUUAAAGGGUUGCUUCAUUAGGAAGGUUGAGAACCACAGCUUUAAAUGGUCCUGUUGUUGAUUGGUUCCCAGGCACUCAGUAGGAAUGAGGUACUGAGGCUGGUAAAACCUAAAACUCAAUAUGAAUGCUCCUGAACAAUACAAUCACCGUUGCUCUUUUCCCUAUUCAGCUGGUAGCACCCCAAAAACAGAGACUCAAGGCCGUCUGGUGAAGCCUCUGCUCCCUGCCAGUCUCCCCAGAGGCCUCUGGUGUAGAGGGACAGAGUGUCACCAGAAAUUAGGUUGCUGGGCUCACGGGUCUCUUCUGUGUCAGCAGUGGGGAUGGGAGUCUGGAGACGUGAGAGGCGUCUGGAGCUGGCCUGUUACUCUGCCUUUUCUCUGGGUGUUACAUUGUAACUUGCUUCUGGCUCAGGCUAGACUGGCCUCCAUCCUGGCAGCGACAGCACAGGCCCUCAUGAGCGGACAGCAUGGGUCUUGGCAAUUUCCCUGGGUUUUUAAAUAAUGGAAUCUGAACAGCGUGUUUUAAAGCAACCCUCAUUUUCCAAUCACACCUUUUAUUAUGUCAUAAUUUAAUAAUUCAGUAUUAAUAUAAAAAAGAGUACUGUGUGCUAAUGUUUAAAGUAAGAUGAUGAUUUUGCUGAUGGUUUUGUUAUUUUAAGGUCUUUGUACAUGCUUCAUUAACCUUACUUAUAAGGUUUCUAAACCCCUAUAGCCUUUCAAGCCACACCAUGGAAAAUACCUGUGUGAUUAUUUUUUUUAACAAUGUAUAUUCCUAUGUAGCUUACUUUUGACUCAUGUCCAAAUUCAUGCAAUAAUAUUUGUCAUCCUUCCCCAAAUUAAUAAGCACCAGAACUAGUGUGUGGCCUGCUACUUCUAGUCUCUGGUGGAAUACAGUCGGUGAAAACUGAUUUUGUGGUUCAGCCAGAAACUGGACUGAUGACAGUCAAGUACAUGAAAAGGACCAUAAUGGUUUCUGGGUGUCCUGCUGAUGGUUCCAGCACCAUUGCUGAUGAAACUGUGGGUGUGGCCAUUGCUAUCACAAUACUUGACCUUGCAGUGAUACCCCCAGGGGACCUGGCUACUACCCCAGUAGAGUACAGGGAAUUCCUCAGCCAACCCCCUCCACCUCUGCUCAUGACUCUGUGUUACCAGCCAGAGAACAGAGGUAGUUUCAUCUAAACAUGAAGAAUGAAGAACUGUUCAACCUUUCUUCUCCGUUAAGACCUGUGCCCUCUUUUCCUUCCAGGGUCCCUUGCUGGUAUUUCUAGAUAUUUGUUUAAAUAUGUUUCCUUUUUGGAACUACAGGAGCCUCACCAUGAAUAUAAUGUCUUCAGCUCACUUCUGACUUUGCAUUUUAUCUAUUGGUUGAGCCUUUAUUGGGAGGGACGUGCAGGACAAGCACUGAGAAAUUGGGAACACUGGCAGAGCAGUGAGACAAUCAGUGUAAACUAAGCAUCUUAGAAAAAAGCAAAGAGAUUAAAAAACCCCACAGUUUAUAAAGGUAUUGUGUCUGAUAUAUAGGAAAUGACAGGCUCUAUUUGAACACCAACUGAGAAUUGAUAUCUUAAAAAAAAAACCAAUAAAAACAAAAAACUUAAUUUUGAGCCUGGAUUUUUCAGGGUACAUACCAUCCUCUCUGCUGUUCUUUUCCCCUUUAAGUACGGAUUUCUUUGCCAGUGGAUAUUUUUAUCCUAAGGAUUUACGUAUGGAAUUACCUGGUAGGUCAUUUUUACUUUUAAGUCAUUUCUCAUGACCCAGCACAUCGCCUGACUGUAGGAGUUUUACAUCUUAUAGCUAAAUCAGAAGUCAAGACACAAAAAUAACCUUUGUCAAAAUGCUCGGGAACAUAAUCGCUCAGCAGCCUGAGUAACAAACGAUGCUAUGAAGGGCCGUGUAGAUGCCCGUGUUCUCUGCGUGCCCUGAUUGAUCGACGACAUUGAGUAUGUCGCGUCCAUCAUAGUUAUUGAUGUGUAUAGAGAGCCUCAGAGAUCCGCUACCCAGUAAACAUUUGUAAGAAUAUUUGUGGUGCCUCCGUUCGUAAACGUGUCAUUGCUGUGGAAGAAAAAUCAAUCAAUGUAUCAUUAAGUACACUGUAGCAGACUUACAAAGGAGCUUUGUUCCUGCCGUCUUUGAAUGACAGGCCUGAAAAGGUGCUAUUUAUUAUGUCCCCAAGCCUUCUAAACAAGUCACCUGCAAAAUGGGUUCUCCUCCUUUCUAUAGAAUAAAAUAAAGGCUUUGUUUCUGGUA
Messenger RNA from Grammomys surdaster, 4325 nucleotides. RefSeq names its product beta 3-glucosyltransferase (gene B3glct). The transcript is spliced from 15 exons. The coding region runs from base 38 to 1507 and encodes 489 amino acids. NCBI's taxonomy places the organism in Eukaryota, Metazoa, Chordata, Mammalia, Rodentia, Muridae. Gene Ontology annotation, molecular function: acetylglucosaminyltransferase activity. The record is from RefSeq and is a predicted model, not a curated record. Gene Ontology annotation, cellular component: membrane.